CUUACCAAUCGGUGCGACCCGCUAAUCCGUGAAUGAGUUAAACGUACGAAAUUCGUGCGACCACCGACGCUAGUGUCUAAAGGAUUAUUCUUGAAAAAAUAAAAAAAAAAAAAUCUUCGUUAAAUCGGUGUAAAUUUACUUUCGAGUUCACGGAAAAAUGCCAUUUGUUUAACGUCGAAAAUGGGAGUUUUAGAAAUAGAUCAGCGCCUAAAUACGAUAAUGGAGUCAGCGCCAACGAAUUUAACAAUUGAAAAGCCCGUCGCCAGUGAUGUGCAUAAAAAGUGCUCCGGGAGCGUUGAAGAAAUGCAUGUUGAGUUCACAAAAUCACUUGAAAUCGAUAAUAGUAACAGUGAAAAUAGUAAUGCGUCGAAGCAACCACUUCCGGUUGGUGAAACAAAGAUACAACUCAGUUUUAGUGUUGAUCGUUUAUUGAAUAUCGAAGAACCCCAUUCAAAUGGUAGAAGUAGUGCAAAUGUAUCGCAUGAAGUUUGUGAAAGUGGGAAAAAUUGCAACUCAAGUGAAGUGAAGUGUUUUGACGGUGCGAAUAUGUGUGCUUAUGGUUCGUGUACGGAUCCAAAUUGUGCGGCACUCUUAGGCGGCGCUCCCACCGACAUGCAACUUGACAAUGUGUCGCGUAAUUUGAAAAAGUAUUCCAUUUCGGCGCUCACCAAUGAAAUGCAAGAGAAGUUCUAUCGACAAAUACCGUCUCUGGCACCGCCAUAUUUGGAUUUUAAAGCGAUCGUGCGACCGACGCCAAUUCGGAUGGUGAAUAAUGCGCGUGAGGCUGUGCAACUCCACACACCAUACUCCACCAUGGCCACAACUGCACUGCUACGUUUCCAACAACAGCAACAAAAAUCGGCUGCAACACACGCACAAAUGCUCGUCAAUACGCCAGGAAUUUUACAAAAUCUAGGUGGCACUGGCGCUGUUAGUUUAGGUCUCAAAUCUUUCCAUAACCCCACUUUGAAUAUGCCAAACUUUGCGCCACCGACGCUGUCAGUGCGUUUCCCCACGUUAAAGACACAUGCGCAUCAUUUACUGGACAUUCCCAUGAGUACCGCUAACCUUAUGAAUCACCAUCGACAGCACCAUCCGCAUCAUGUGACGCAAACGACAGACCUCACAACCUCAAGUCACGCCGCCGGCAGCAACACGUCCACACAACUACAACUAGCGACGGCAAGCGGGAGUAACGGAAGUAUGAAUAAUAGCAACAACAAUGGCAGCGGUGGUGGUGUGGGCGGUAGCAGUGGUGGCGGUAAACGGAAACGCUCUUGGUCACGUGCAGUGUUCAGCAAUUUGCAGCGCAAAGGGCUCGAAAUACAAUUCCAACAGCAAAAAUACAUAACGAAGCCCGACCGGCGUAAGCUCGCGGCGCGUCUCAACCUCACCGAUGCGCAGGUUAAGGUCUGGUUCCAGAAUCGUCGCAUGAAAUGGCGUCAUACGCGCGAAAAUCUAAAAAGUGGCCAGGAAAAGCAAAUACCAUCGGCGACCACAACAGGUGCAACGUCCAAUCACAAACAGGAGGGUAACGCACAAGUUGUUGCUGAAGAGAAGAACGGUAUGGACGGUUAUUCCAGCGAUGAUUCGUCUUGCGGUGAAUUAAGUGAGAAUGAAGAUGAAAUUGAUGUGGUGCAAUGAGGUAUAUUUCUUUUAGCGCGCUUACACACUGCGCUAAUUGUAUGUAGAUAUCAAUAAUUUUACUCGUAUAAAUACUCAAAAACAUAAAGAAACCAAAAAGUGUAUAUGAAGCAUUCAUAUUUAUUUACUCAUAAAAUUUUUGUUACUCAUUAGUGUUUAAUUAAAAUAAACUUGUUACGAUAUUG
Molecule: messenger RNA, 1829 nt
Organism: Zeugodacus cucurbitae (melon fly)
Lineage: Eukaryota; Metazoa; Arthropoda; Insecta; Diptera; Tephritidae
Gene: H2.0
Product: homeobox protein H2.0
Exons: 3
Coding region: 181-1644 (487 amino acids)
Biological process (GO): regulation of DNA-templated transcription
Molecular function (GO): sequence-specific DNA binding; DNA-binding transcription factor activity, RNA polymerase II-specific
Source: RefSeq, a predicted model, not a curated record